This is a messenger RNA of Anopheles nili, 2160 nucleotides long. It is a transcript of the gene ken, whose product is annotated as transcription factor Ken 1. The coding region runs from base 1 to 2160 and encodes 719 amino acids. Gene Ontology annotation, cellular component: nucleus. Lineage: Eukaryota; Metazoa; Arthropoda; Insecta; Diptera; Culicidae. Gene Ontology annotation, biological process: regulation of transcription by RNA polymerase II. The transcript is spliced from 6 exons. The record is from RefSeq and is a predicted model, not a curated record. Gene Ontology annotation, molecular function: protein binding; RNA polymerase II cis-regulatory region sequence-specific DNA binding; DNA-binding transcription factor activity.
AUGCUUGGAGUUAGGAUGCUGAUGCUGCACUAUAGCAAACAUGGUGAGUGCAUACUCCAGGAAAUUGGUGCAGCAUUCCGUGGGGAGCAUGCGACAGACCUGUUGCUUAUCUGCGAAGGCAAGGAGACGGUGCGGGCACACAAGCUGGUGCUGGCAGCCGCCAGUCCCUUGAUACGAAUGAUCCUGGAGGAAACGCCAAUGCUGGAGGGCGAAACGACGGUGUACUUCCCGGACGUGCAGGUGUGCUACUUCCGGUUGCUUCUCGACUUCCUGUACUCCGGUCAGGUCUACGUACCCGCCAACGAGGUGCAUCACCUUCAAGAUCUCCUAGCGUUACUUCAAAUUAAGCCAAGCAUUUGGAAGAACACCGAUUGUGCGAAUGACAGUGAAUCCCAAAAGUCAGAGCCAUUGGUGGACAUUAACCGCAAUGAGGGUAUCGGAGCGAUCGAUCAUCGACGAAGGCGCACGAAGAGCCAGGAUCACACGGCGGGAUCGCGAAGCGGUAGUCCGGCAAGCCGGAAGAUAAGCGUCAAACGCGAACAUCACUCUGCGGACAGUUCCGAGGAUGGGGGUGAUCGUGAGGACGCAGACUACAUGGACGAGGUGGAGGAGGCCAUCAUCAAGAGCAACAACAACCUGCAGCAGAUCAACCGCCACGAGGAGGACGAUGGAGGUGGAAGUGCUUCCGGCGGUGGAGGUGGUGGUGGUGGAGGACUUGGGCCAUGUGCGGGCGAGGAAGGUGCCAGUACGGUGGGGGAAGCACGAAGUGAAUCCAGCAGCAGCCGAGGAGGUGAAGGAACAGGUGAAGGGAUAACCCGCACGACCCGGACACCAUCGGCCAGACACAGUGCAGGUGCUGGAAGUAGUGGGUGUGAUCCUGACGCCGAAGAGGACGAUGAUUUCGAGCUCGACGUGGAGGACCGAGACAUGGUGGAUGAGGAGGCCACAAGUCGAACACCGAACAGUGCCACCGGUGGUGGUGUUUCGGAUUCAUUGCGUAGCCGCCGGCGUAGCUCGUCGGAUCCGGUCAAUUUGUCGAUUGUGAAGCAACAACAGCAGGAUGUCGACUCGGACGAUGCCAACAUCGACGUCGAGACGAUAGGGAACGCACCGACGAAGAAUCUGCUCCCUUCGCGGUACUUGGACCCGUUCCGGACCAAACGGAAAGCGUACUACAUACACUCGGACGCGGAAUCGCUCAAACCGCUCGAGCACGAGCUACUGCACGGUUCACCGGACAAUUACGUCGUGACACCGCACCGGAAGCGGCGUCCCGGAUUCCACAAUUCACCGGCACAGAAUCCCCCGUUCGUGCCGAGCUACCUGGAGGACUUGCGGACGCGCAAAUGCUUCCUAUCUGCCCCACCAACGUACCUGCCAGAUACGAGACCCGGAUCACCUGGUACGCCACGUCCCACCGACAAUGCGGCCCUUGGCAACAGCCACUCGUCCAGCAACAACAACAACAACAACACGAGCAGCAACAACAACAACAGGAUACGUCCACCAAGCGCGGACAAUAAGCUGGCCGUGGCACCGUUCGUGUAUCCGUGGCCCUCGGCCGCGCUGGCCGCAUUACCCGGUGGCCCUGCGGAUUUGCUGGCGGUGCCGUAUUUGCACGCGGCCAGCGCCAACACCGACACCAGUCCCGCGGAGUUGAUACAGCAGAUGAAAAACUUCGAGACAAGCCAAGCGGAAGCGGUUCUAAGUGCCCGAUCGGGAGGCAGCAGCGGCGGCGGUGGUGGCCAGUGCGGAGGUAGCGGAGGUAGCGCGGCCAGCAGCCUAGCAGGUUCCGGUUCCGGAUCGACGGCCAGCGCAGGUGGAGGUGGCCUGGGCAGUGGGAAUACGCCGGUGCGCGAGUACCGGUGCGAGUACUGUGGCAAACAGUUCGGCAUGUCCUGGAACCUGAAGACGCACCUGCGGGUUCAUACGGGCGAGAAACCGUUCGCGUGUCGGCUGUGUGUGGCCAUGUUCAAGCAGAAGGCACACCUGCUGAAGCAUCUCUGUUCGGUGCACCGGAACAUCAUCAACUCACCGGAAGCUGGCGGGCGAUACUCGUGCUGCUUCUGCACGCUGUACUUCGAAACGCUGCAGGAACUGGUGCGGCAUCUGUCCGGGCAUCAUAACAACCUGCUGUUGAGCAAAAACCUGCACGAAUGA